Molecule: messenger RNA, 5033 nt
Organism: Chlorocebus sabaeus (green monkey)
Lineage: Eukaryota; Metazoa; Chordata; Mammalia; Primates; Cercopithecidae
Gene: CTDSP2
Product: CTD small phosphatase 2
Molecular function (GO): RNA polymerase II CTD heptapeptide repeat phosphatase activity
Source: RefSeq, a predicted model, not a curated record
CUUUUUCCUUAACAAAAUAGCGAAGCUCCGGACUGUCCGAAGCCCCGGUCGCUCACAGGUGGAGGGUCCCGGGGCCUAGGACGCAGCCCCGGAGCGGGAAGCUCCAGUGGGCCGUGAAGAGGCCGAGUCGAGAUCCGGGAGGCGCGCGGGGGUGGGCGCUGCAGCCGCGGGUUGUUUAUCUGGAGUACGGAGGGGAGGGGGGAGCCUGGAAACCGCCCCGUGUCCCAUUUCCUCCUCUUGUUUUCGCUCCGGAUUCUCCAUGUUGGACCCAAACUGAGGAGCCCGGAGCUGCCGCCGGGGGAUCGGGGCCGGGGGCACCCGGGGGAGCCGUUGCCCGGGCCGCCCGCCCUCUGUACAGGCCGCCUACCUUCCCGGCCCGGGGAGGAAACGAGAGGGGGGAUGUGAACAGCUGUGGAAGUCGGAAUCUCGGGAGCUGGAGCGGGCCCCCGCCCAGGCCCCCCAGCCCAGCCCAGCCCGCGCGCCCGCCAGUCCUCCCGCCCAGCCAGCCCGGGCCCGCGGGAUUGUUAGAUGGAACACGGCUCCAUCAUCACCCAGGCGCGGAGGGAAGACGCCCUGGUGCUCACCAAGCAAGGCCUGGUCUCCAAGUCCUCUCCUAAGAAGCCUCGUGGACGUAACAUCUUCAAGGCCCUUUUCUGCUGUUUUCGCGCCCAGCAUGUUGGCCAGUCAAGUUCCUCCACUGAGCUCGCCGCGUAUAAGGAGGAAGCAAACACCAUUGCUAAGUCGGAUCUGCUCCAGUGUCUCCAGUACCAAUUCUACCAGGUACGUGACUCUGGCCUGAUCCCAGGGACCUGCCUGCUCCCAGAGGUGACAGAGGAAGAUCAAGGAAGGAUCUGUGUGGUCAUUGACCUCGAUGAAACCCUUGUGCAUAGCUCAUUUAAGCCAAUCAACAAUGCUGACUUCAUAGUGCCUAUAGAGAUUGAGGGGACCACUCACCAGGUGUAUGUGCUCAAGAGGCCUUAUGUGGAUGAGUUCCUGAGACGUAUGGGGGAACUCUUUGAAUGUGUUCUCUUCACUGCCAGCCUGGCCAAGUAUGCCGACCCUGUGACAGACCUGCUGGACCGGUGUGGGGUGUUCCGGGCCCGCCUAUUCCGUGAGUCCUGCGUGUUCCACCAGGGCUGCUAUGUCAAGGACCUCAGCCGCCUGGGUAGGGACCUGAGGAAGACUCUCAUCCUGGACAACUCGCCUGCUUCUUACAUCUUCCACCCUGAGAAUGCAGUGCCUGUGCAGUCCUGGUUUGAUGACAUGGCAGACACUGAGUUGCUGAACCUGAUCCCAAUCUUUGAGGAGCUGAGCGGAGCAGAGGACGUCUACACCAGCCUUGGGCAGCUGCGGGCCCCUUAGCCUGCCCUGCUUCCAAGCGACGGCCAUCCCAGUAGGGGACUUUCCCACACUGUGCCUUUUUGAUCAGCGUGACAGAGUAGAAGCUGGAGUGCCUCACCACACAGCCUGUAAAGAGUGAGAAGUAAUUGGAAAGAGCUUUAGGACAGCUUAGAUGCCGAGUGGGUGAAUGCCAGAGCAACGAUACCCAGAGCUACCUGCCACCACCUUGUUGAGAUGUGUGUUUGAAAGAUUGUGUGUUUGUGUGUGUGUUUUGCCAUGAACUGUGGCCCCAGCAUAUAGUGUUUCAGUGGGGGAGAAGCUGAAAGACCAAGACUCUUCCCAAGUUAGCUUGUCUCCUCUGUCACCCUAAGAGCCACUGAGUUCUAUAGGGAUGAAGACUAUUGAAGGCUCCAUUGCCAAACCAUGGCCUUUCCUCAGUGUUGUAAGGCCUAUGCCAAGGAUAAAGGAAGGGUAUGCCUUUGGGUACUCCAGGCACACACCUUUCUGAAAUCCUUCUCCAGCCAGCUGCUGCAGACAAAAGAUCACAUUUCUGGGAAGAUGAGGACUUAUUUCCAGACCAGCACCCAGUGGCCAUCAGGUGUUGUGGCCCAAAGGCUGUGCUUGCGUCCAGCUGAGUGCCUGGGACAGGCCCUUUCUAUGUUUCCCCAAGGCUGGGGUGCUGAGCCUGCCUUCCUCACCACCUAGCCAUAGUCUCAAACGUGGGGAAGGAGGUUUUCUCCCUGCCCGGGAAGAGGACAGAUAACUGAUUUCCGUUCUUUUGACUCUGUUUUAAAAUUCUCUUUCUAAACACGGAGUGUCGGGCCUGGUUUGUUUCUGACAAAGUUACGAUCCUGGGCCUGUGAUGAAUGUCGGCAGCGCUGGGGUUGCAGGGAAAAGAUAAAUCCUCAAAGCGUGGACGUGUGUGUCCCCGUGACUUGUGGAUCAGCUGAGCUCGGGAUCAUUUCCAUAAGUCUGCUCUUCAGGGAUUCUCUGCUGGUGCUGGUGCUGGUGCAAGGACUUUUGUUCCAAGGGCUGGGAAGAACUAAGCUGCCCCAGCCCCUCCCAUUUCUUGGGCAGGGCUCUUUCCUGUUGUGUCUUCCCCCAGGGCCUAUCCUCUACUGAGCUCUGUCUGUUCCAGCCUUCAUCCUUCCUGGCUGUUGCUUUUCCUCCUGAGGGCCUCAGAACUUCUGCUGUUCCUGGGCUGAGGGGGAAUGAGUGUUCUUGCCAUUUGCCAGCCUAAUGCACAUGCUUUCUGCCUCUGGUAACAGGAGUGAGUGAGCCCCUCAGACCUGCACUCUGGGUGUUUCCUGCUUUCAAAGGUUCUUAAUAGUGAAUGCUUUAGAAUUAAAGUCAUCAUGAAAUGGAAGUUUUCCCAGGGUGGAAAAUGAGGAAGUGCUGCUGUAAUUGGGAGCACAAGGGGCCUCCCCAAAAGGAGCCCUACCUCAGCAUCACUGCCUUAAUUGUGGCCUCCCUGGGUGGGUGGGGUUCUCUCCUCCCUCCCUCCCUCCUGGGGUGGGAGGGAGCUCCUAUUCCCAUCUCUGUGUUCCCUGGAGGCAGGUAUCACAAAGCAUUUGUGAAUUGCUUCAGGUGCAGGGACACCACCCACUCAGGACUCUUCCCCAUUAUCCCUUCCAUUGCCACACCCUAGGUCCAGCCUCAGGAACUAACAAGUUCCGAGAAAAGCAGAGGGUAGAGCAGCAGCUUGGUGCUCUCAGCGGUAGCUGGCUGGCUGGCUGGCAUCUUUCUCUAGCGUUGUGGUGCCACCUUCCCUCCUGUUACAAGGUUAUAGGGCCUUGUCUUUCUCUCUGGAAUCAAAGUGGAACAGAGUCCCCAGAACUCAUGUGGUCAUUUCUGCCAGCAUCAUUCCCCUGGUGCCUGUGGGGUCCCAGUGUACCUAAAGGGAAAAGGGCCCCAUAUGCUAGCCAGGAAUACCAUCUCUUGAAGGAAAACGGGAGCUCAGAUCCUUAGAGCCAACUGUGGCUUUGGACCCAAGACCUGGCCUAGGCUGCUAUCCUAAUAUUGCAGGAGGGGCCUCUCUUCCAAGCCCCACCCUAAGGGUUAGCCCUUGGCCAAAUCUUUUUCUGUAUGGGCCCAGCCAGGCUCUUCUGACUAAAUAAGCAAUAAGAGGCCCUAAGCUGACUUGAGUUUCUAGGACCCUUUCCGCCCUCCCUUGGAUCUCCAUGUUUUUCCAGAUGAAAGAAGAGCGUGUGCCACCCCCUUUCCUAACAGGCUUGUCCAAGUGCUUGGUGUGGGGCCCAUGACCAAAGCCCAGGAUGGCUUGGUGGGAGUGUCCCUGCUGCAUCUGCAUGAAGCCCCUGCUUUCUAGGCCUCGCUCCCAUCAGAACCCUGCCUGCCCACCUGCAACUCCCCCACAGCAAUGCCAUUCCCACUUGCCCCAGAGAAGCUACUCAGCCAAACCUAGCCAGGGUCCAUUCAUGUGAACCAGAGCCAGCCUAGUCGUCAUUUGCUGUCGGGUUUCCAGUUUCACCGUGUGUUAGGGUGAGGGAUGAUUGUAAAAUUUGCUCCUCAGAGGAAUCAGGCCAGUCUCAAUUUUGGAGGGCAAGACAGGGAGGAAGCUGCUUCAUCUCGGACUCUGUUCUAGGGCUUCCCACCAUCAGCCCCUCCCACUUGAGACUGGUCUUUGGGAGGUAAUAGGCCACCAUGCUUGGUCAGCACCAAUUCAAGCCAUGCCAGGAAUCUGCCUACCUGCCAGAUUCAGUUCUUUUAAGGUGCCUCUUCAGGGACACAGUGUCUCUCUCUGAUUGGGCUUCUAAAUCAAAAGCCUGAUGUUCGUGUCCCUCUCAUAGGGGGAGCUUUGGACACAGGACCAGUUUGGAAAAGGGUCAGGUAAGGGUUUCCACUCUGCACAUUGUAGAGGGGACACUCUGUAGGCCCAUGGGUCCCUUACUAGAAAGGUUGAAUGAAUUUGCCUUCAGUUAACCUGGGACCUUCUGUUUAGCUUCCUUCUGCCUCCCAAAGAUUUUAAGCAUUUUGUAAAUGUAUAAACUCACCUCUGGUAACAGUGGCCCAGACGCUGCUUUGUGCUAAAAGCAUGGGAAGUGUAAAGGCAGUCUUUCCCUGGGAAAUGGAUGUUACUCUAUUCUGCUGCCCCUACCUGUUCCUGAGGCCUCAUUUAGAAAGAAAGUCCCCUCAGAAGGCUGUCUGGCACUUAGUGUCCUAGCCAGGUCAAGUAUAUGAGAAAGGUAAGUUCAUUUUCCCCUUCAGGUCCUCAGUGGAUUACUUAACCACUGCUGUCCCUCGGUCCCUUUUUCCUAAACAGGGGUUUAGUUCUGUCUUUUUCUCCUUUUUUCUAAAUGCCGGUAAAUAUCUACAUUCAGCCAGGAAAGAGGAGGCCAGAGGUCAGGCCAGCUGCCCCCAUUCUUUUAACGUUGUAGGGCCUGCCCCUGGAGUGGACCCUCCUCUUUGGGCCUCGUGAGCUUUUUUGCUUAUCAUGUUCCAUCUCUUGCCGCUUUCCCCCUUCAAGACGCCACUUGAAGGGUAGGGGAUCUGCUUCCCACUGUAACUGGGCUAUGGGAUGCUGACUACCUUGCUUACAGAUUCAUGGUUUGAUAAAUUUGUUGUAUUCAAAAACUUGAAAUGCAGGACGCCAUUAAGUGUCUGUUUAUAUUUUUGGAAUAUUUGUAUUACUUACAAUUAAUUAAUAAAAGUGGUUUUAAAAACCUAUCCAGGAA